AUGGCGAGGAAAUCUAACCAGCUCCGGUCCAAAGAAGAGCCCCGCCGCUCGAAACCGAAAGGAACAAAGAAGCCAUAUACGCGGGGCGGCCUGGAUGCCUUGACAGUUGCAGAGAAGCAAUAUCCCUCGAAUUCCGGAAUUCGAAAACACCGCUUGGGGGUGGAGGGUGAUGACGGCUCUAAGCGCAAGAGAGGCGGGCCUUCGAGACUAGACGACGAAGGGGACUCUCACGACCCGCCUUCCAAGCGACGGAGGACUGGCGACGACGAUGAAGGCUCCGACUCGAGCGGCAAUCGCGGAAGUGAUAGUGAGGGGAAUGAAUGGCUGUUGGGUCGGGUCGAUUCCGAUGAUGACAGUGAUAUCGACAGCGAUGAAGCUAUGGGUGAGAGCGAUGAGGAGAAUUUCGAUGGGCGAAAGGUUGGUGGGAGCGCUAAGGCAAAGGUGAAAUCUACGUUGAGAAACCGGGAUACGGAUGAUUUCAACUUAUCAGAAGGUGACGGCGAAGCGCUGGAGGAUGACGAUGAUCUUGGGGAAGAAGCGGUGGAUCUUGCUACGGCUUGGGAUAUGAACGCAGAGGACACAGAAUCGGACGUUAAAGCGAACACUACGAGGGCGAAGAAGACUCUUCGAUCUAAGACUACAGAUGAGGAAGAUAAUAUUGACACUACUGGUAGCGAGGGUGAGGACCAAGAGGGUGAUUCUGAUGACUCUGACGGUGACGAUGCAAGCGAUGUCUCUGGGCUAUCCCUUUCUGACGAAGGUGACUCAAAUGAGCGUGGCCUGUCGAAAUUACAAAAGUUCGUCAAGUCCAUGGAAAACGGACAAAGCGACGAAGGCAAAUCGAAACCGAAGCAUCAGACCAUCACUCACGGCGCCCAACCUACGGAAUUCGGCCUCAUGCCAACACGCAAACUUACAGUUGCCGAUCUGAUCCCGACCAUUUCCGACUCGCGCAUGAAAGGCUCGCUCAAACAUCUAGACGCCGUUGCCGCAACGAAGAAGAGCAAAGCCGGAAUACCUGGGAAGCUGCAAGCGCCUCUCGCUAAACGGCAGCAGGAUCGUAUUGACCGUGCGGCAGCUUAUGAGAAGAGCAAGGAGACCCUUAAUCGGUGGAUUGAAACGGUGAAAGCUAACCGAAGAGCCGACCACCUCUCGUUCCCCCUUCCCGAGCCGAACGCCAUACAGCAGUCAUCCAUUACUGAUUCGAAGCCAUUGACAGACCUCGAGAGCACCAUCCAGAAUAUCCUUGUAGAGAGCGGCCUAGCGGAUGAGAAGGAUAAAUCCAGCGAAGCUCGGAUUCAGGAAUUUGAAGAAUUACAGGCGAAAAAGCUCCCGUUGGAAGAAAUACAGGCGCGUCGCGCGGAGCUACGGAAGGCUCGAGAGUUACUUUUCCGCGAGGAGGUUCGAGCCAAGCGGAUUAAGAAAAUUAAGAGCAAAUCUUACCGCCGUGUGCAUCGCAAGGAGCGGGAAAAGAUGGAUAUUAGAGAGCGGGAAGCUCUUAUCGCCGCUGGUGUUGAUGUUGAUGAGGAAGACCGCGAAAAACUCGACCGGCAGAGAGCGGAAGCUCGAAUGGGAGCGAAACAUCGGGAAAGCAAGUGGGCUAAAGGCCUUAAGCAAACUGGAAGGACGGCCUGGGAUGACGAAGCACGACUGGAAAUGGCGGAUCUAGCAAGGCGGGGGGAGGAAUUGCAGAGCAGGAUAGAAGGAAAGCGAGUCACUACGGGACAGGAAGGGUAUCUAGGGUCCUCAAGCGAGGAGUCAGAGAGCGACAGUGAUGCGGCUGAAGAUGGGUUUGGAUCUGAUGCUGAGGCACAACGCCUGAAGAAAAAGCUCAAUGACCUCGACCAAAACGGCAAUGAGAAUGAAGAGCCCAUCACCGGGCCUCAUGCAGGGUUACUGUCCAUGAGAUUUAUGCGGAAUGCGGAGGCUGCGCGAAAGGCUCAGAACGAUGCUGAAAUUAAAAAACUCCGUCGUGAGAUGGAUGGCGGGGAUGAUUUACACUCCGAUGAUGAGAUGGAGAUGGCGGCGAUAGGGCGCCAGAAGUUUGGCCGACUUGCCACUACCAACGAACCUGCCGUCACGGCUCCUCAACGGCAGGAAUUUGAGGAGCCAGAUUCUGAUGCAGAUGACAAGGCCCGCGCAGUAGAGUCCGAUGGCGAAAUUGAGAUUCAGGUGGAUAGCCCUACUACGAACAGUAAUAACAGCAACCACCGUGCGCAUAAAUCUACUGCACGCAGCUCUCAACCUCUCAAGAAACGAUCUCCUCUAGCCAACAACCACGCAACUCAGGAUGACAACGCUGACGUCGAUAAUCCAUGGCUCACGCAGCCCAAGCGGAAUGCGAAGAAGCACAAUGGCUCCUCACCAGAUGCAGCGGCUGAAAUUAGCCUGAUCAGCAACGGUGCGAUGGAAAGCGAUCCCUCCACGUCCCGCUUGUUGUCCGUAGCACCCAAACACGCCAAAUCUUCCGCCAAAGGAAAUCCAAGCGCUACCAAAUCACGCGACCAGCCAGCUGAAGCCGCCACUGCCACCAGCGAUAAUGGUGACGAUGACGGCGACGAUGACGGCGACGCCGGCGGAAAUACACGCGUACCCGUCCUGCUCAAGAACGCCGAUCUCGUCAAGCGAGCGUUCGCGGGCGACGAGGUGCUGGCGGACUUCUCGAAGGAGAAACGGAACACGGCCGCAGAGGAGGGUGACCAGAUCAUCGACACCACGCUGCCCGGGUGGGGGUCGUGGGCUGGCGCUGGCCUGACGAAGCGCGAGAAGCAGCAGGCGAAGGCGAGGCGGUCGUUCGUGACGGAGGAGGGCGUCAAGGCUGAGAAGAGGAGGGAUGCGAGGCUGGAUCGGGUUAUUGUUAAUGAGAAGCGGGUUAGGAAGAAUACAAAGUAUCUCGCGUCCCAGUUACCCCACCCCUUCGAAUCAAGGCAGCAAUACGAACGCUCGCUGCGGCUGCCCAUCGGGCCCGAAUGGACGACCAAGGAAACAUUCCAGAACGCCACGAAACCGCGUGUCAUGCUCAAGCAGGGCGUUAUCAAGCCGCUGCAGCGACCUCUGCUGUGA
Messenger RNA from Histoplasma capsulatum G186AR, 3063 nucleotides. Its product is annotated as small nucleolar ribonucleoprotein complex subunit Utp14. The record is from RefSeq and is a predicted model, not a curated record. The transcript is spliced from 2 exons. Gene Ontology annotation, cellular component: small-subunit processome; nucleolus. Bases 1 to 3063 code for a protein of 1020 amino acids. Gene Ontology annotation, biological process: rRNA processing. NCBI's taxonomy places the organism in Eukaryota, Fungi, Ascomycota, Eurotiomycetes, Onygenales, Ajellomycetaceae.